Messenger RNA from Mugil cephalus (flathead mullet), 18380 nucleotides. It is a transcript of the gene rp1l1b, whose product is annotated as rp1 like 1b. Lineage: Eukaryota; Metazoa; Chordata; Actinopteri; Mugiliformes; Mugilidae. The transcript has 4 exons. The record is from RefSeq and is a predicted model, not a curated record. Bases 3567 to 17525 code for a protein of 4652 amino acids. Gene Ontology annotation, cellular component: axoneme. Gene Ontology annotation, biological process: intracellular signal transduction; retina development in camera-type eye; axoneme assembly.
UGAAAGUAGAAAUGGUGAUUGCCAUUUAAUAUUUGUUGCACGUGCAUCACAGGAGACACACACACAGUAUACAAUAACACAACCACAUCUACUGUACAUGGAUCACUUGCCACUACGCUUUUUUUUUAUUUUUUUAUUUUAGUUUGUAUUUACCACCUAAACCAACCUAAACAUAAAAAAACAUUUGAUGUUAGAAGUACAGCAGAAUUUGUUCCGCACUGGCACCACCACUGCAUGGUUCUUUAAAUGUGACAUUGAGGCUGCUUCUCUCAUUUAUACUUGUACUUCCUUUCUGUGAUCUUCACCGUGAACUCACAGUGACAUAAAGGUUACAGAGAGAACACAGGUUAAGCCUGUCUGGACACACUAUCCUGAGACUGGCACAAGUUCUUUACCGCAUGGAUUAAAGCCUAUAGGUUCACAACAACCUACAGCUUUUAAAUAAAUGUUGUAUUUAAAGCCUUGUCAUUGGUAUUUUUUAGAACUGAAUGAGCCUUCAUGUUUGGAGUGAAAUUCAGUUCCAGUGAAAACAAAUCAUGACUUGUCCUCACCUCGUGGACAUCUCUGCCAAACCUGUCUGACCAGGCUUAUGAUCAAAAUCUAGAUCGUCAACAACGUUGGUAAUAGCAGCGGAACAACACGAGACGUAAGAAGCCAUCUGAUAUCUGUGCACUGAAGCACCUGUCUUGCAGACUUUUAUUUCUGUCAGUCUCUCCCAAGGUGACCCUACUGAGAAUGCAGAGCCAGAUUCUUCUUAUGCUGAACUGAGUUCAGAAAUGCGUAAUGUAGUUCUGUAAUAUAAUGCACACUGCUCAUGGAUGAUCAUAGUUAUUACUCAAGGCACAACAAGAAUAAGCACUGGGGAUGCAGAGUGGGAAUAAAAGAGGCCCCAUUCUUCCUAUUUCCUAUUAAGCCAAUGUGACGUAAAUAGUUGAAUAAUGCUGCUUUAAUACUGUAUGUAAGGACAGGUAACCUAAACAGGAAAGUAGGGAUUAUAGACGGAUGUGCAGCUUCCCCCCUUGUGUCUAGUAUUUGUUGUGCAAUUUUGAUUAUUAUUUAAUUUGUCAUUAUGGAAGUUUAACAGUUUGCUUUGAAUGCUACGGACUAUUAGUGUAGCGUAUGUUUGUUUGUUUUUUUUCCCCCUUUAACCACAGCUAUUUAUCAGUGAUUUGACUUCCUGGCUGAAUGCUUCAUAAGAACUGGGACUGGAUAUAGCAGGCGGCGUGCUGCACAGCAGGUUGCACACUAAUUAGCCCUGAUAUUGUAACUGCUGCCAGGAGGGGGUGUGGGGCGCUAAGACUGAGCCUCAUUGCGCACGUGUGUGCGCUUGAUGGAGGAUGAGCUCCAGGGCGCCCUGCUGCGACUGUGAUCCAGACUGAAUCCACAUGGUGGAGGCUUGACAGCUGACAACACCCUGAAAUACUUAUCAUACUUAAUGUACGGUGAUUACAGGAAUCUUGAAAUCACCUCUUUUUUUGUUUGGUUUUCUGGAGCCCAUGUCAGGCUGUUUGUCUGACACCAGAACAGGAAAAAGUCCUGUGGAAAAGAAAUUGUUGCCUUGCGACCGUUUUUGAUGAAUGCAUUCAGAGUUGAGUCAAACGUAUCGUAACGUCUCUAUUUCUGUAGAAGGAGUGAAGGGGAGGUGAGUUUCUCGCACAGGAAAGCCCACAGUCAAAGCCACGUCCUGAGGGCUUCUGAGUCACACGUUCACAGUCACGACUAAGCAUGAGGGCAGUGGUGGUGGUGGUGGUGGGGGGGGGUCUUUCUGCUACUUUAUCCCACGAGCCAUGAGUCAGGACACAAUCAACUGGUUCACCAUCGUCAAAUCCCCCCCACUAUGACCCGUCAAGCUCCUUAAGACAGAUGGCACAUCAGAGCUCUGUGUGUGUAGGCUUCGUGGGAGUGGGUGCUCAUGUGACUAAGCACUUCUUGAAACUCCCGACAUCGUGCGGAGGGACCGCCAUGUUGUCUGGGGUCCUCUGAUAAGGGUACCCCCCCCCUUGUGUUCUGUGGUAGUUCCUUUAACCUCGAAGGGACUGACCUGACCCCGAGUGAUAUUUAGAAAAGUGCAGUAUCUGGACAGGUUUCACAUCCUGAGUGGAGCGUUCACAGAAAACUAAUGGAGACGUUUUUGACCUUGUCACCAUUUCACAUGUUCUGUGACAAUAAUGUAACUGAGAAGACUUGGACUGAAAUAAUGAGCUGGGGACAGUGCCCAGGAAUAUAAUACAAGUGAUUUAAAUGCAAUCAUCUUUGACCAUUCAUCUUGACCCUUGAGCUCUUUGUCUUCUGCUGGCCGUUAGUUAUGUCUUAAUUGCGCCAUCAUUGUUUCUGGGGCUGUGAUUGUUCAGAAACACAAUUGCUCGUUCACGUCUCUCAAUGGCCAGACGAGCGCAGCUAUUUCACCCCAGUUCUGCCUCGUCAUCUGCUCCGGUGUCUUCUUGAUUUUCUGCAUUGUUUAAGAUUUAUUAGCACCGACUUCAACAUGACACUCAUUUUACUGCGCGAUUGCAGAAUCAAGCCAGUGUAUUCCUUUGGAAGCUUUGUAUCAUAUCCGGUGUUUGUGAGGUUAAAUGUAACAAACAAAAAACAAAACUGCAGGUCUUACGCAUGCAACCUCCAUUUGCUUUGUCUUGGUGCUGUUGCUUUUUUGUUUUUGGGGCCACUAUGAGAAACACUGUGGUUCUUGUGAAUGCUUUCAGUGGUUGAGAACCUAAGCUCAUAGUGCACACGCUGAAAAUCAAAAUUAGCAAACCAAUAAAAGGAAAUAAAGUAAAAAAAAAAAUAAAAAAACACUCACAAAAAGCAUCUACUGACUGAAUAUCCUAUCCUUUCGUCAUCCUUCUCUCAAUAGCUUCAUCUCUCAGUAAUAUGUUUAAGAUUAAUAGCCUGAAACCAGAAAUCACACAUUGGCCUGAAAAAGGUAUUAUAAUGUGUAGGAAGAUAUGUACCUGCCAUUCCUCCUCAGUGUUGUAACAGUAAGUAAAAUUCUUUCAUGCCAGUGGGAGCACUAUGACUGAGGCAAAACUUGGCAAAAAAAGGACAGAAGGUGGAAACUAAAAGAGGUAAUUAUGCUUCACAGAAUGUUAGCUAGUCGUUUUCUAAAAGAAAGUUUAACUCCCUUUAUGCAAUGGUGAAGUCCAAGUCAUGUGUCCAAAGCCUCAGCAGAUUUCAGCCAAUCUCAGAGUGAUUAGCAGGGCUUUUCGGUCUAUCCUUAGCUUCCCGUGCAUCUGAUUAGCGGCUAGGCCCGCUACUGGAGGGAGACUCCUGGAAUGGUUUGUAGUUUCUCUGCUUGCUGGGAGUUUACAUCUCACUCUCUGUGAGUCCAGGACUAUUUCCUUUUUUCCUUUAGAUUUUUUGUAGUUGUCUGGAUUAUGAGUGUGCAGCAUGUCCUGGAGUGAGUGGUUACCAUCCAACAUCCUGUGCAGCCUCUUCCUAAAAGUCAGCUUAGGAGAAACAUGGCAACUCUCUGCUGUUGUUUGCCUAAGCUGACCUGCCUUCUUCUUCUGCCCCCCUAAGACUUUCCCUCUUUCAUCCAGAGCACUGAUACAACCAUCAGCAUCAAAAUGUCGUCCCACAAACACCACUUCCAGUGCUUUAAUGCCGUCGGCGGUGAAAGCCUCCACAGGUCUUCUCUCCCCUUUAAACAUCAUACCACCCAGCUACCUAGGAUCCCCCGACAUGGCAUGGUGGCCCAUCAUGAACCCGUUGGCGAAUGCUACCUCUGCACAGAGUAUAGACAUGCCCAGGAAGUGGAAGCGGUAGAGACUCAGUUGUCACCUUUCUAUCAUACCCCAUAUCACCAUCACCACCACCAGCAGCACCACCCGCACCAGUAUGUCCUCAGGGGGCCGAGCAGGCCCGAAGAGGUGCCCUCGAGGCACGGCCGCCACGUUCAUCAUCACAGGCACAAUAAGAAGGUGGUGCUGGUGAAGAACAGCGACCCCGCGUUCAGGAAGACGAUCGUUUUACACCGCAGGAGUGUACACAGUUUUGGCCUUUUCUUACAGGAAGUGUCUCAGCUCAUGGAGUACCACAUCAGGAAGCUGUAUACUCUCGACGGCCGCAAGAUUGACAGCGUCCAGAGUCUUCUGCAGUGCCCCAGUGCUCUCGUGUGUGUGGGGCGGGAGCCCUCUCACCCUUCCAUUGUGGAGAAUUUUCACAAGACAUCAGUUGACAAACUUCCACAGCUGAAUGUGAAGUCACAUCCCACUGUUUGCAGCGAAGGACAAGAGAGACUCACUGCAAAGAAAAGUGUCAUCCAUCCAGACAUGCACUCCGACAACAGAGCUACCAGACAGUCAGUGUCAUCCGACAAGUCAGCACCAGAUGGAACUGAAUCCCCAGAUCAUGUCGAUUCCUGUCCACCCACUGGUGAUGGUCUGAGAGAAGAUGAUAUAGAGAAACUGGUUCGUGUUAACAAAGAUGGCAGCUUGUCCAUGGAGAUGAAAGUGCGCUUUAGACUACAAAAUGACGAGACGCUACACUGGUCUACAGAAGUAAGAAAGACCACAGGCAGGACCAGUGAGUACCUCCAAGGACACAACAACCCCUAUUUUUCACAGGUUAGCGACAGAAGCUACACAGAAUCUGAAAUCAUCUCCGCUGGUGAGGAAGACGAGGCUUACAUCACUCAGCGCUAUCAAAGACACAUGGAGGAGCCUCACUGUCCUCACUGUUGCAGUCAUUGCCAGGAGUAUCAAAUCUGGUCUAGUCUGCCGGGGACUCGUGGAGAAAGUCGCCACAUUCAAACUUCCAGCUCAAGUGCAUCCUCACAUACCGUGGUGUCUAGAAAGACAGUGGUUGAAACGCAAACUACCUCUAGAUCAAGUGAAGAGCUUAUAGAGCAAGUGGUGGAGAGAGAAACCUGUGUAAAGCAGACUAUCGAAGCAGCUGAAACCAUAGAAUACUGCACCAUCAGAAGUGACAAUGUGCAAUCCUUCACAACCGACAACUGCGUGGUCAAAACUGCUCAAACGUCCGAACAGGACGAACAAGCAAGAUCAGUUACCUGUGCUUCUUCUCAAAUAUCGACAGGAGAUGAGGAAAAUCAAAAUGAUGAGGACAAUGAUGUUCCACUAAGUUCUUCAAGAGUGUCUUCUAAGGAUUGUGUAUUUGAAAUGGAUGAGACCUCAAGAAGUGAAGAGCUGGAUGGAGGAUCACCUAUGCAACACUUAGACAGAGCAUCCAAUGCUUCAGGGCGCUCUAGCAAGUCACAAAAAUCUAAUGCUCCAUACAUUUGUCGGUGUGGAAUAUCUGACAGUCCCGUGGGCGACACAAAGGGACAAAUCAACACCCAAGCUGAGGAAGAAGGUGAGACACAAAGAGAUCAAUCAAGUGCCAUGUCUGUCAAAUCAAAUGCCUCUUGCAGAUCAGACAAGUCUGGAGAAAUACAGAACACGGUGUUUGAAGAUAAACAGGAAAAAAGAUCCCAAAGUGCCAUGUCAGCUCAUUCAAAAGCCUCGACAAAAUCCAAAUCUGAUGUUUCAAAUGUUGCAGCUGAAGGAAUGCAAAUGUGUGAUGACAAAGAAACAGAGAUGAGACCCUUAUGCAGCAGGUCUGUUAAAUCCUCAAAAUCUGAAAAGUCCAUUAAGUCAGUGGUGGAACCUGAACAACAUGACUUAGAAGAAGAUGCUGGAGAAGAAAGAGCAUUAAGUUCCAUGACAUCAAAAUCCAAAGCUUCGAACAAAUCAAGGGGAUCAAGGGUGUCAUCUCCAGGUGUAAAACAAGCUGAAGAGGAAACUAAGCUGAGGACACCCAGUGCCAUGUCAGUGACGUCAGAUGCCUCUGUAGGAUCGAAACAUAAAACAUCUGAGGUAUUUGCAGAGGAGGGCAUUCAAAGCUCAGCAGAGGGAGAUGAGAAUGAAAGUGAACCGAGCAUUUCAGAUACUGAAGAGAAAAAUGAAGCAGGAUGUGCAGAAGAGAGGGGACAGAGUGCACUGUCAGUUAAAUCAGCAAAGUCGAAUAUUUCAGGCAAAUCUAAAAUGUCAAGGACCAGUGAUAUUUCAGCUGAUGAAAAUGCUGCAGAUUAUAAUGAAGAUGGAGAAAGACCUCCAAGCAAUAUAUCCACUAUAUCAGGUAAAUCAUUAAAGUCAAAUGCUUCUGCAGUAUCUAUGAAAUCAAGAGGUUCUGCAGUUCCUUCUGAAAGCUGUGGUUAUGCCUCUGAAGAAAUUGUUAUUGAAGGGGAGACUGAAAGGAGGUCAGUGAGCCCAAUGUCGGUAAAGUCAAAUAUUUCUUCCAAAUCAGAUAAGUCAAAAUGUUCUUCUCAUGUCCCAGCCAAGACAGACAGUGAUGUCCCAAAUGAAGGAAAUGACACAGAGAAAGCUGAAACCAGAACCCCAAGCAGCAUGUCAGUCAAAUCAGCCCGCUCACAUGUUUCUGAAAGAUCUGCAGAGAGGGCACCAAGUGCUUUGUCAGCUAAAUCAGCAAAGUCUUGUGCCUCCAAGAAGUCGAAAGAACAAGAUGGUCAAGCAGAGGAAAAUAUAUUUGACCCUGAAGAACAUGCAGAGAGAGCUCCAAGUAAUUUGUCAGUGAGAUCAGGAAAGUCAGCAAAGUCAAAUGUUUCUGUAAGAUCAAAUAAAUCAAAAUGCUCUGCUGAUGUUUCAGCUAAUGAAAGGCCUGAGAUCUCUGAUGAAGAGGAACAAAGUGAAGAAAGAGCUCUGAGCAGCAUGUCAGCCAAAUCAGGCCGCUCACAUGUUUCUGAAAAAUCUGCAGAGAGGGCACCAAGUGCUUUGUCAGCUAAAUCAGCAAAGUCUCAUGCCUCUUCAAAAUCUGUAAAAUCAAAUAUCUCUGAUGUUCAGCCUGACAAAACUACUUGUGUUACUGAUGAAGUAUGUGGUGAAGAAGAAAGUCAGGAGAGAGCACAGAGUGCAAUAUCAGGAAGAUCUGUAAAGUCAACCAGGUCUGAAAAAUCUGUAAAAGAUUUAAAAGAUCAGGAUGGACAAGCAGAGGAAACUAUAUCCGACCCUGAAGAACAUACAGAGAGAGCUCCAAGUAAUUUAUCAGUGAGAUCAGGAAAGUCAGCAAAGUCGAAUGUUUCAAAAACAUCUAGACGAUCGAAGGUUUCUGAUGCUUGUUUGGGUAACAGUGUAGAGGAUCAUGAGGAAGGAGAGUGUGAGGAGGAGAAUAAGGGGAGAACAGGAAGUUCUAUGUCAGUCCAGUCAAAAAAAUCAAAUGUUUCUGCAAGAUCUAGUAAGUCCAAAUGUUCUGCUGAUGCUUCAGCUAAAGAAAGGCCUGAAAUCUCUGAUGAAGAGGAGCAAAGUCAGGAGAGAGCUCUGAGCAGCAUGUCUGCUAAAUCAGCCCGCUCACAUGUUUCUGAAAGAUCUGCAGAGCGAGUACCAAGUGCUUUGUCAGCUAAAUCAGCAAAGUCUCAUACCUCUUCAAAAUCUGUAAAAUCAAAUAUCUCUAAUGUUCAGUCUGGUGAAACUACUAGUGCUCCCGAUGAAGAAUGUAGUGAAAAUGAACAUCAAGAGAGAGCACAGAGUACAGUUUCGGAGAGAUCUGUGAAGUCAACAAAUUCUGCAAAAUAUAAGUCAAAAGAACAAGAUGGUCAAGCAGAAGAAGAUAUAUCUGACCCUGAAGAACAUACAGAGAGAGCUCCAAGUAAUUUAUCAGUGAGAUCAGAAAAAUCAGCAAAGUCAAAUGUUUCUGUAAGAUCAAAUAAAUCAAAAUGUUCUGCUGAUGCUUCAGCUAAAGAAAGGCCUGAGAUCUCUGAUGAAGAGGAGCAAAGUCAGGAGAGAGCUCUGAGCAGCAUGUCAGCUAAAUCAGCCCGCUCACAUGUUUCUGAAAAAUCUGCAGAGAGGGCACCAAGUGCUUUGUCAGCUAAAUCAGCAAAGUCUCAUGCCUCUUCAAAAUCUGUAAAAUCAAAUAUCUCUGAAGUUCAGUCUGACAAAACUACUUGUGUUACUGAUGAGGUAUGUGGUGAAGAAGAAACUCAGCAGAGAGCACAGAGUGCAAUAUCAGGAAGAUCUGCAAAGUCAACCAGGUCUUCAAAAUCUGAGUUAAAAGAACAAGAUGGUCAAGCAGAGGAAAUUAUAUCUGACCCUGAACAACAUACAGAGAGAGCUCCAAGUAAUUUAUCAGUGAGAUCAGGAAAGUCAGCAAAGUCGAAUGUUUCUGCAAGAUCAACUAAGUCCAAAUGCUCUGCUGAUGCUUCAGGUAAUGAAAGGGCUGAGAUCUCUGAUGAAGAAGAGCAAAGUGAAAAGAGAUCCCCAAGCAGCAUGUCAGCUAAAUCAGCCUGCUCACAUGUUUCUGAAAAAUCUGCAGAGAGGGCACCAAGUGCUUUGUCAGCUAAAUCAGCAAAGUCUCAUGCCUCUUCAAAAUCUGUAAAAUCAAAUAACUCUGAAGUUCAAUCUGACAAAACUACUUGCAUUCCUUGUGACAAAUGUGGUGAAGAAGAAAGUCAGGAGAGGGCACAUAGUGUAAUAUCAGGAAGAUCUGCGAAGUCAACCAGGUCUGAAAAAUAUGAGUUAAAAGAACAGGAUGGACAAGCAGAGGAAACUAUAUCUGACCCUGAAGAACAUACAGAGAGAGCCUCGAGUAAUUUAUCAAUGAGAUCAGGAAAGUCAGCAAAGUCGAAUGUUUCAAAAACAUCUAGACGAUUGAAGGUUUCUGAUGCUUGUUUGGGUAACAGUGUAGAGGAUCAUGAGGAAGGAGAGUGUGAGGAGGAGAAUAAGGGGAGAACAGUAAGUUCUAUGUCAGUCCAGUCAAAUAAAUCAAAUGUUUCUGCAAAAUCUAGUAAGUCCAAAUGUUCUGCUGAUGCUUCAGCUAAAGAAAGGCCUGAAAUCCCUGAUAAAGAAGAGCAAAAUCAAGAGAGGGCUCUGAGCAGCAUGUCAGCUAAAUCAGCCCGCUCACAUGUUUCUGAAAGAUCUGCACAGAGGGCACCAAGUGUGUUGUCAGCUAAAUCAGCAAAGUCACAUGCCUCCUCAAAAUCUAUAAAAUCAAAUAUCUCUGAUGUUCAGUCUGGCAAAACUACUAGCGCCCCCGAUGAAGAAUGUGGUGAAAAUGAACAUCAAGAGAGAGCACAGAGUACAGUUUCGGAGAGAUCUGUGAAGUCAACAAAUUCUGCAAUAUUUAAGUCAGAAGAACAUGAUGGUCAAGCAGAAGAAGAUAUAUCUGACCCCGAAGAACAUACAGAGAGAGCUCCAAGUAAUUUAUCAGUGAGAUCAGGAAAAUCGGCAAAGUCAAAUGUUUCUUUAAGAUCGACUAAGUCCAAAUGCUCUGCUGAUGCUUUAGCUAAUGAAAGGCCUGAGAUCUCUGAUGAAGAGGAGCAAAGUCAGGAGAGAGCUCUGAGCAGCAUGUCAGCUAAAUCAGCCCGCUCACAUGUUUCUGAAAAAUCUGCAGAGAGGGCACCAAGUGCUUUGUCAGCUAAAUCAGCAAAGUCUCAUACCUCUUCAAAAUCUAAAAACUCAAAUAUCAAAUGUUCUGCUGCUGCUUCAGCCGAUGAAGAAGAGCAAAGUGAAGAGAGAGCCGCAAGCAGCAUGUCAGCUCAAUCAGUCCAGUCAAAUUUUUCUGAGAUAUCUAUCAAGUUUGCAGACAGAACACAUAGUGCUUUGUCAGCUAAAUCUGCAAAGUCACACAAAUCUACUAAAUCCACCAAAUCACACGUUUCUGCUGUCCAAUCUGAUAUGCCUGACGAGGGAGAUGGAAAAUAUCAAAGUGAAGAUAGGGCACAGAGUGCCAAGUCAGCAAAAACUGCAAAGUCAACUAUUUCUGCAAAAUUGACUAAGUCAAGAGGACCAGAUGGUCCAGCUGAAGACCAUACAACUGACCAAGAAGAGCAAUAUGACAGAGUGCCAAGCAGCAGAUCUGUCAGAUCAGCAAAAUCAUCAAAGUCAAACAUCUCAAAAAUAUCAAGUCUAACGUCUGAAGCUUCGACCAUCCACUGUGACCACAUUGCUGAAAAGGAAAACGAGGAGGAACAUGAUGAAAGCAGAUCAGUAAGUUCGAUGUCAGUGUCUUCAAUCGAGUCAAGUAUUUCUGAAAAACAUUCAGCCGUUGUUCAAAUUGAAGAAACCAGAUCUGAGUCACAGUUUUCUACAAUAUCUAGGAAAUCGAAUGCUUCCAAAGUUCAUUCUGAGACUAAUACUGAUACAAAUAAUGAAAGAGAAUCUCAUGAGACAAAUGAGUCAAAAGUCUUGUUGGCUGCAGCAGAGGAGAGACCUUAUGAUUAUGAUCACAAAGAAAGAGCUGCAAGCAACAUGUCAGUGAAAUCAGCAAAAUCGGCCAAGUCGAAUAUUUCAAAGACAUCUAAGAAAUCAAAGGCUUCAGACAUCACUUCGGAGCAGUGUACGGAAAUCACUGGUGAAGAAAACGAAGGGAGAGUGAGCCCAAUGUCAGCUCAGACAAUUAAGUCAAAUACUUCAGCAAAAUCUAAAAGGUCAACACGCUCUGAUAUUUCAGUAGUACAAAGCAUCCACAGUCCCAAUGAGAACGACGACCCAACUGAAGAAAGAGCUGGAAGCUGCGUUUCAGUCAAAUCAGUUCAGUCUAAGAAAACGUCAGAGAGAUGUCCUUCAGCUUUGUCAGCCAAAUCACAUGCUCAUGGAGUUUGUUCUGGGAAAACUAGUAACUUGUCUGAUGAAAGGAAUGAUGAAGAGGAAACUCCAGAGAGACCACAGAGUGCAGUAUCUGCCAAAUCCACAAAGUCAGCCAUGUCUGUAAAAUCAAGUAAGUCAAAAGUGUCCCAUGAACCAGCUGACGAAAAAGCAGAAAGAGCAGCAAGUGGUAUGUCAAAGGGUUCUGCAAAGUCAAAUGCCCCGACACAGUCUCCAAGAUCCAAAGGUACAUUUCCAGGUGAUGGAUGUGCUGCAGAAGAACAAACAGAGACAGUACCAAGUACACUGCCAACAUUGUCAAAUGAGAAAUGUGAAAAAGCUUCUCAGGCUUCUGUUUGCGAUUCUGAUGAAGAAGACGCUGAACAAGUAACUGAGGAGGUCAAAUCAAAUAUUUCUGUAUCAUUGAGGAGUGCAACGCCCUGUGAAAUUUCCUCAGAGGAGGACAAUCCAAAAGAAGAGGAAAUUGUACAAAGACCAUCGAGCAUGUUGUCAGUUAAAUCAGCCAAAUCCACCAGAUCAAGGAAGUCAACGAGUUCUGCAAAAUCAAAAAGUUCUGCAAAAUCAAAAAUCUCUAAUACCCCAGGUGAUGAAAGUUCUGAGGAGAAUGCAAGUACCACUUCCAUAAAAUCUGCAAAAUCAAGCAAAUCAAACACCACAGCAGGAUCAAAGAAAUCAAAAGCUUUAAAAGGAGGAGACGCUGAGAUGAAAGCAAUGAGCCCAGUGUCUGCGAAAUCAGUAAAGUCAAAUGUGACAUCAGUGUCCAGAAAAUCAGAAGCCUCUCACUGUCCUGAAAAAUCAGAGGCAGAUCAAACAGAGAGGACUCCAAGUGGUUUGUCAGUGAAGUCAAACAAUUCUGAAAGAAGCACAAAGUCAAACAAAUUAGUAUCAAAUCCAGCGGAUGUCCUUGGUGUGACCACUGAGGAAAGUGAAGACAGGGUAUCCACAGCCAUGUCAUCAAAGUCCAAGGCUUCAGCACGUUCAAAAAAGUCAUCAUCUGACACUAAAGGGCUACCAGAAAGUUCUAUAAGUGUGACAUCACAUCAGUCCGUUAAAUCUAGUAAAUCCAAAGAAACCAAUAUUUUAACAAAUGAAGAUACAGAAAAGAAAGAUGACACAGAUGUUGAUGUUACAUGUGUAUCUGCAGCGAACGCAGGGGAUGUGAAUUCCAAAGGAAAGAGUUUGUGUAGUUUGGAUGAGGAAAAGAAACCAUCUACACCUGAUAAGAGGAGCUGUCACUCUAAGACAAACAAGUCAUCUACAGAGGUCAUUUCUAAACCAAAAUCUGCAUCAAAGUCAGAAACCUACCAGAGUCCACGGCCAUCAAAAGGAAAUAAACAUUGUGUUAUUUGUCGCACAGAGUCAGAUGAAAGUGAUUUGUCUCAAGCUCUGUCCAGUGCAGAUCUUGCCAAAGAGAUGUGUGAGACUCACACAUCUGAAGAAUCAAAAUCUAAUGUGUCUAAGAAGAUAUCAAAUGGUCAAGUGAAAGCUACAGACACAGGGAGGAGUGAUAAUAAAAGUGACAAAAGCAGCAAACACAAGAAAACAGAUGAUUUUGACCUGGUCCCAUCUAGCUUACCCAAUGCAUCCCCAACCGAGGUUGUAAAUGAAUGGCUGAAAACAAUACCAGAAAAUGGUAAUAUAUGUGACAUGGAGGAGAUUCAUGAUGGACAAAAAACUGAACCCGAAUCAGAGGAAAUUGACAGAGGAAUGGAGGAUAACGCAAACAAAGCUGAGAAUUCAAAUGAUGCAGACAAAGGGGAUGUACUGAACAGUGAACAUAAUAAUGACUCCAAAACAAGUCCAGAGGCAAAUAAUGAUGACAACACCUGCACUCAGAGAGAAGAUACCCCAAAGGUAUAUAACUCCUCCAUACAAGUGAUGAAAGUACUUUUAAAUCCAAAGCUUGACAGAUGUAACAGUAUGCCAGAAAUAUCUCCAGUUUAUGGACGUAAGCUGAGCACCUCAGCUACAGGUCUUUUGGACUGCCUUGUGAAGUUGCAGUUAAUAGACCAUGAUCCUAAAAAUGCAGACGAAAAGGAUGAGCGGUACAAAGCACUAAUGAAUAUACUAAAGUCUCUUUGGCUAUGUGAUCCUUCAGAAAAUGAACAUGUAUUAAAGAAGGACGAUCAGCAUUGUGUGGAUGAUGACUUCAAUCAGACGUCAUCCUCUGGCGUGGAUGUCAACAGUGGCUCCACGGGCUCUGGGAAGAGUAGCGAUGGUGUAAAAAGCGGUAACGAUGUGAAUGGAGAUGUGUUGCAGUCUCACACCAGUGCGGAUAUGUUAGGGAAAGUACAAAACGUCUGUGAAGUUGAAACCAAGAGAGGGGGGAUGUAUGAGGAAAAACAAAAAGAAGAUGACCUAGCUACAGAUGACACAAUCAGAAGCAAUGACAGUCCCAAAGAACUACCUGAAACACCCCAGUCCUCAAACCACAGCUCAGGAAAUGAAAGCAAUGGGCAAAAGCUUCCAGAAGAAGUUGAUAAAGAAACUUGUAUUCCGAUUCACAGAUCUCAAGAUCCUGAUCCCAUGUGGGUCUUAACCUUGCUAACUAAAAUAGAAAAGCAGUUCAUGAAGCAUUAUGUCAGUGCAAUGAAAGAGUUCAAAUUGCGAUGGAACUUGGGAGAUAAUGACCAGCUUGACAUGAUGAUAAAUGAACUUAAGACAGAGGUUCACAAAAAAAUCCAAACAAGUAUAGACAGAGAAUUAAGGAAAAUUCAAGUUCAAGCGUGUCUGCCAAGACCCCCGAAAGAGGUGAUGUCCCGCACUUCAACAACACAAAUUGAGAACAGAAGGCGGAGACUGAUGAUCAUGCUCAAUCAAUCAAUUGACUCCCAAGCAGAGAAGAGCGAUGAUUCAACAACAGGGACAUCUUACAGUGACCAGCGUAGUGACACUGAUGAUUACUGUCCGUGUGACACGUGCCUCAAGCAAAAAAUCACAUCGAGUCCAACUCUUAUGGCAGAAGUUAGACACACUGCACCUCUUAGCAUGGACUUUGACCUAAAGAGGAUUCUUAUGAUGAAGACUGCUGACUCUGGGAAUUCACAGGCAAUCACCUGUACAUCUCAGUCUAGAAAUUAUGUUCAAACACAAGCAGCCGAAACACUUAUAGAAAAGAUUAUUGAUCAAGCUGUAAAAGUAGUAGAAGGGGAUGGAGCAAGCGAAAAGGAAGGUGUGUGUCAAGAUGUAAUUCAGCAGGACACGUCUGAAAACAGUGAAGCAGAAGAGGAAGACCCAGUCAAGGAACUCACUGAAAAGCCUGAUGCUGAAGAAACAGUUUCUCCUAUUGACAGCAAUGAGGAAAUGACCAAGACAGAAAAUGCAAUGGCUGAAAAUGAGAGAGCAGAUAUAGGCACAGAUAGAGAAGAAUCCAUAGCAGACAGCAUGGACAUUGCUGAAGAGAACAUAGUAGAAGUUGAAGCAGCUAUUAUUAAAAAUGAAACACCUGGAGAAGUCAUGGAGGAUGCGGUCAGAGCUGAUGAAGACUGCAAAACUGAGUCCAAAGAAGAGGAAGAGACAGGAGACAAAGAGGAAGAUAUGUUAGAAAAAGAGGCCGCCGUGGUUCUGUCAACUGACCAUCAACCUGACGAAGAAGAGGAUAAUGACGAAGUAAUUCUUGCAACAGAUGAUCCUGAAAAGGAGAAUGAUGGCACAGCGUCAGUAACGGGUUCAGAAAAGGAACCCAUUAAGGAGGCAACAGCUGAAGAUGAGACUGCAGAGGAAAAAGAGACUGCACUCUCAAUUGAUGAUGAAAAGGAGAUAGCUUCUGAAGCAAUCCCAGCUAAGGAGGAAAAUGCAGCCUUAGAGACUACCAUACCAGCCACGGAUGAGCAUGACUCACAAAAACAUCAUGACUCAGAAGAAGCAGAUGAAGUAGCAACAACAGAUGAUGAUCUAGCAAACAAAGCAACUUCGGUCUUAACUGAUCAUGAAUCUGAAAAUGAGGAUGUUGUGGAAGCAAGUAUGGUUGAUGACAGAGAAGAAAGAGCCAGUGAAGACGAUUCUGCAGAAGAUUCCACCACAAAUGAAUGUAAUGAACUGACAAAACAAGCAGAUGAAGAAACAACUGAAGAUGAGCUGGUUGUUGAAAAAGAUGCUGAUGUUACCAGUGAGGAUGAAUUUAACAAAGAUGCUGCUGAAGAUGAAAAUGCAGAAACAACCGGUUUAGAAGACACAACUGAACAUGAAUCUGACAAAGAUGAGGCUGUAGAAGAAGGGAUAGUCAGUGAUGAAGAGGAAAUUCCUGCCACCCAUGCAGAUGAGUCUUCAGAUGAGAACAAUGAAACAGCCAAAGCCGAUGAAUCAUCAGAAGAACCAGUUCAAGCAUAUUCUUCUACUGAAGAUGAGAUGGCUGAAGAAAAACUGAUUUCAGGCACAGGGGAAGCUGAAUCAACAGAUGAGACUGAUGAAAAUGAAACUGCAGAAGAAAAAACUGCUUUGGCAGUAUCAGUUGAUCAUGAAUCUGACAAUGAGAAAGCUGUGGAAGCAGGACAAUUUGACGACGGAGAAGAGACUGGUGCUGCAAGUGGUGAUGAUUCCACAGAAAAUUUAGAUACCAUUACAAAUGAAGAUGAAACUUCAGAUGAGACUGACACUGCAGUAAAUGAACCACCAAAUGAACCAGCUCAAGAAGCAACUGAAGAUGAGUUGGUUGUGGAAAAGCAGGCUCUUACAAGUGAGAAUGGGCUUAAUGAAGGUGCUUCUGAAGCAACCUCAAGUGAAGAUGAAAAUGCAGCAGUAGAGGCCGAUGCAGCAGUCACAAGUGAACAUGAAUCUGAAGAUGAGGCUCUGGAAAAGCAAACGCUCACUGAAGCAGAUGAGACUGCAGAUGACAAUGCUUCUGACAAAUCAUCAGAAGAACCAGAUGGAGUAGCAACAACUGAAGAUGAACUGAUUGUAGAACCUAACAAAGAUGUUGCUGAAAUCACCACAUCUGAUGAUGAAAAUGCAGAAGAAACCAGUGUGGCAGCGACAAGUCAACAUGAAUCUGACACAGAUCGAGAUGAAUCAAAGGAUGAAGUUGCUGAAGAUGAAACUGUGGCAGAAGACACUGAGAAAGAGGAAAGUGUAGAAGCAGGACAGGCUGAUGAUGGAGAAGAGACUGGUGCUGCCAGUGAAGAUGAUUCUGCAGAAGAUUUAGAUGCCACCACAAAUGACGAUGAAACAGAGGAGAACGAUGCCUCGGCUGUUGAAGCAACAACUGAAGAUGAACUGGUUGUAGAAAAGGAAAUCACCAAAGCUGAUGAAAAUGCAGAAGAAACAAGUGAACAUGAAUCUGAUAAAGAUGCAACUGUUGAAGGUACCAGUGUAAACGAUUCAGAGGAUGACACUGCAGAAGAAAAAGAAAAUGCUGUCACAAGCGAAGAUGAAGAAGAAGUUGGUAGUGAAGAAGAUCUGGGACAAACAACUGAGCAUGAAUCGGGCAAAGAUGCACCUGCAGAAUCCACCAGUGUCGAUGAGUCUGAGUCAGAUGAAAAAGUAACAGCUGAAGACUCAACUGAAGAUGAAAAUGCUGAAGAAAAAGAAAUGGCUGUCACAAGCGAAGAUGAAAUGAAGAAAGAAACAGGUGAACUCAACAAGACUGAAGAGGAAAAUCCAUCAGAUGUUCUGGCGGACACAACUGAACAUGAAUCUGAUGACGAAGAUGCAGAGGAAUCUGGGACAACUGAAUCUGCAGAACAAACUGGUGUUGCCAGCGAAGAUGAUUCUGUAGAAGGCAAAGACGCGUCCUCAAAUUGUGAGACUGCAGAUGAAAGUGAUAACACAGCGAAAGCUGAAGGACUCGAUAAUGGUGAUAACGUAGAGACAAGUGAGAAAAACUCCGAAGAUGUGUCUGAAAAUGGAUCAGACGGGGGAAGCGAUGAAUCAGCGACCGAUGAAAACAAAUCUGAAAACAGUGCAACCACAGGACAAGAGGAUACUUCAAAUGUCACAAACGAUGACGAGUCAGGAGAUCAUUCAGAAGCCAAGCCUGAAAAUGAGACUGUAGAUGAAACAUCAGGGGAAGGUGAAGAUGAGGCAGGAGAUUCGGAAAUGGCAUCAGCCGAAGAGUCUCAUGAGACAGAAUCAUCUGAAAGAAUUGCAGAGAGCAGUGCCACUGACGAUAUUAAAGAAGAAGGAAAAAGUGAAGGUGAUGAAUCUCAUGACGAGAAGGGAGCAGAGGAUGAAACAACAGAGGCUUUGACAACAGGAGAUGAAAUGACAGGAGAGUCAGGAGAACCUGAAAUGGUACAGAAUGAGAUUAGUGAAAGUGAUGGCAGAGAAGAAUCUGGAUCAGAAGAACCAUCUGCUGAAGAUGAGGAUGGAGAAGGUCAAACAGGAAGGGAAGAGUCCACAGAUAACAUGGAGGAUGAAGUUGUGGCACUGAAACACACAGGAGAAGAUAUUGUGGAGAGUGAUCCUGACAAAAUGAAACAUGCAGAAGAAGAAGAAGAAAGUGACAUGACUGAGGACCAUCAAGACGAGACUAAUGACAAAACAGAAUGUUCUGAUGAUGUAGUGGAGCUGAAACCAGAAAAGGAUGUGGAGGAAACAUCAGAAACAAACGAUGAAAACAGUAAAAAUGAGACAAAUGUCACACUAUGUGAACGCAUUAACAUAAGAAAUGGAAGCUGUGAUAAUGACAAAGAUGGUGAAGAAGUUUCUGAGAAAGAGGAAACCGAUACACCCCACGAAGGCUGGAGUGGAAACUCUGCGGAUGGAGAAGAUGAAGAAGAGGAAGACUCCGAUAACCAGGAAGAAGAAGCCGAUGAAGUACGACAACCUUUUGUUACCAGCAAAGCAGAUAGUCAGAGUGCACCUAAAAAAGAGGCUGAGAAAACAAUGUUAAUGCCACUUAAUGAUACUCUGAUAAGUGCAGAAUCUGAGGACGGCGCUUACGCCGAUGUUGAAGAUUCUGAGACUGAAAUAAACAGCCAAGAAGAAGUUACAAGCCUUGAGUCAAAGAGUUUGAAAAAGAAUUCAUCAUAAGUGGACUCUGGAGACAAGAAGAGUCCAGAGAAGAAAGAGGGUCUCUGUCAACCAGUCAGCUGUCAAUACUGAUACUACAAGUGGUGUUGGGAUCCUAGGAGGGCCUGUCAAAUAAAAGGGAACAAUUGAAAAGAUUUUUCUAAUUUCCAGUAAACAAGCACUAAAUAAUUACAAGCACUUUGUUCCAAGUUCCUGCUGCUCAUACAAUUGUAUGAAAAAUUAUCUUAAAAACUUGAAUGUAUAUACUUUACAUAGAGGGUCUGCAUAGUUUAUAUGCUAUAAAUAUUAUAUUUUGAAUCUGUUACAUUCAUGACUUAAAAACAUCACAUGUGCACAUAUACUGUAAGUUUCCUUCAAAUUACUACAGUAUGAUUACACGAUUUUUGCUGCACAUUACUUUUUAGGCGUGAGGAUAUAGUAUAUCUAAUCAAAUCAAACACUUAUGGUUCCAAUAAUAAAAUUAUUUAUUUUUGUAGUUAAUAUUGUACUUUUCUUGGAAUUCAACAAACACUGAUAAUAUUCGUUUUGAAUGUUUAACAUAUGGUUCUGCAGAUACAAUAUUUAGUCUUGGGUCUAAAAAGCAAAACAUCGAUGUAAGUGUAUUAUUAGUUCCACCCUGUAACUGCGUUAUAACUUUAAUCGAUAUCUAUAACAAAGGAACAUCUCUGAAAGUAGCAGGAUUCAGUGCAAGGUUUUGUGUUUCAAAACAUGGUAUCCUAUUGUUAUGUAUCUUAGACAAUUCAUCUGUGUUAAUGAGUAAGAAAAUGCAUUAACCCCUGUGUUACAAAGUUGAUUCUAUAUUGUACUGAUUGUACUGCACAAAUUGUCUCUGGAAUUAAAUGUACAUUAAAGUCA